Messenger RNA from Sphaeroforma arctica JP610, 1895 nucleotides. RefSeq lists its product as hypothetical. The transcript is spliced from 7 exons. Gene Ontology annotation, cellular component: membrane. Gene Ontology annotation, molecular function: mannosyltransferase activity. The coding region runs from base 1 to 1461 and encodes 486 amino acids. NCBI's taxonomy places the organism in Eukaryota, Ichthyosporea, Ichthyophonida. Gene Ontology annotation, biological process: protein O-linked glycosylation. The record is from RefSeq and is a predicted model, not a curated record.
AUGUCUGAAUGUGGGGCCUAUGUGAACGUGAUCGUGCACUUUCUAGGCUUUGCACUCAACUACGUCAAUCGAGAAUACUUCUUCGAUAUCCAUCCACCCCUGGGCAAGUUCAUCCUGGCCAUUUCAACAUACUUUACCGACUUUGAUCGUGAAUUCAAAGCGGAUAAGAUCGGUCGUAAGUACGAAGACAGGCCAUUCGUUGUCAUUCGUAGCACCCAUGCCGUAUUCUCAGCCAUGAUGGUGCCGUUGCCUUACCUUACGCUUCGCGCGAUCGGCGCUACACGUGCGACAUCGUUGUUGGCAGGGUGCAUGGUGCUGUUUGACGGAUGUCUUAUAUCUAAUGGGCGUAGCAUAUUUAUGGAUUCCUUUCUGUGGUUUUUUCUAGCCCUAUCCAUAUUUGCUUCGGUGCAGUUUUGGAACUUAUCGCAGAAAAUCUUUGCCAAAUAUGAUGCCCCGGGAAUCCAGUGGUACUUCUGGUGCAUUCUAACCGGCUUGGCUCUGGGGUGUACUCUGAGUGUGAAAUGGACUGGGUUGGGAGUGGUAGGUGUGAUCGGCUUAAGGCAGCUGUUCACCUUUUUCGAUCACGGGUAUCAGUACUAUCUAACCGAGAAAGGUACGCCACGCUCUGAGCAGCUUCGGCGCAGUACAUUAUUCCAUCUCCUGGCUGGUAUCAUAAUGCUGGUGCUGCUGAUUUCUGUAUACGUUGCCCUGUUUGCACUGCACUUCAUCAUCGCUAACCACACCGGCCCGGGAGUAGAGUGGCAUGCUGGAGACACGCCGUACAUGCAGACCUUUAUAGGCUCAGAAGAGUACGUGGAAAUGGAUCCUAGAUUCGUAGCUGACCAACCGAGCACGCUAACGAAGGUGUGGAAUAUCCACAAGACGAUGUUUGAUGCAAAUCGAGGUAUUGAUAAGGAUCAUCCCUGGGCCUCCCGAUGGUUUACAUGGCCCUUUAUGAUUAAAGGUCUCAUGUUCUGGACCGAGAAGAACCAUAUGGUGUAUCAAUUAGGCAACCCGCUGGUGUGGUGGGGAAGUACCGUUCUCAUCACAUUGGCGACUCUGUAUGCGAUCUUUAAUAGUUCGUUCUACAUACCGCCGCACAAGGUGACUAAGGCUGAAGCGUCUAUGCACAAGGAGAGGCUGCCUUACACUGAGCGGGCAAGAUAUGAGGUGUCCUGGCUGCUGUGCGGCUACGUCUGCAACCUUCUUCCGUAUGUGGGGGUAUCUCGUGCCUGUUGGCUGUACCACUACGUGCCUGCUCUGUUCUUUGGAGAGCUUGCCGGUUGCCUCUGGUUAGAUCAACUGCUGAGGCGGGCUAAUCCGACUGUUCAGAAAAUUACACUCUCAAUUUGUUACUUCCUGGCGUUUUACGGUUGGUAUGCAUUCCACCAGGUAAUUUACUGCCAAAGAUACACGGACGAGGAAUUAGAGGGUCUGAAAUGGCUAUCUGAUUGGAUGUAGAGUGAUCGUUCCGUCACGUUAGGAAACAUUGUAGGUUGGCAAAUGUACGAUAUACGAUAGAAAGCUUCGUAUGUUCAAGUGUAAAUUAAUUCUACACAGACAUCGUAAGAACUCACGGGCCAAGCGAAAACAGAGUGCGACAAUUAUCUAAAGUAUAUUCGUUCAGGUCAUACAGCCCAUUGUACUGCGCAGGCGUGGUCGCGUGCAUUGGUGUCGUACUAUGUAUGAAAGGCUUUACCAGCUGAUCUCGACGCAAAGCCGCGUAUACUAAUUUACAAUCCAAUAUCGUAGUUGCGAGAUCUCGCUCACUAUGUCGUCAGUGGUUUCCCAAUACAUGGUUGAGCAAGUUUGACAUUUGGACUAAUGUCACAAAUACACAAAUACGCAAAGUAAAGUAUUUGAUCACCUAUGUAAUUGAGAAAAAUAAAUCGAAG